Messenger RNA from Phyllostomus discolor (pale spear-nosed bat), 4730 nucleotides. RefSeq names its product enkurin, TRPC channel interacting protein (gene ENKUR). Gene Ontology annotation, cellular component: acrosomal vesicle. The transcript has 5 exons. The record is from RefSeq and is a predicted model, not a curated record. NCBI's taxonomy places the organism in Eukaryota, Metazoa, Chordata, Mammalia, Chiroptera, Phyllostomidae. Bases 503 to 1267 code for a protein of 254 amino acids. Gene Ontology annotation, molecular function: calmodulin binding.
UUAUCAGGACCAGCGCUGGAGAGCGUUGUUGUGACGUUUUGUACCCGCUUCGUUUCUCGUGCGUUUGCGUUCGCGUUCUUUUUUCUCUCCAAAUAUAGAGACAGAAAAGAGCAACAUUGUUAACAGGAUGCCUUUUUUCACUCCAUUACUCCCAGAGGCACAUACAAACAGUGAUCUCCAGGUUGAGCUUUCCAGGCAAAAGAAGGUGCUGCGGGGACAGAAGAUAGGAAAUGUACUUUGCGGCGCUUCCUUGUUGCCUAGUAACUGUUUCCAUGGCAAGCUCACGGUCAACAACGCUAAGCAACUCCAAGAGGAGUAGGGUAUCUUCCCAACAGAGGACCGCUAAGAAGAGGUCAAAGGGAAAUUGCGUGAAAAGAGAAACCAUAGUUACUUGAGAAGGCAAGAGAGUAGGAAAGGAAAGGGGAAGCAGUGAAGAAAGGGACGGAGAUACUGGUAUUUUGAGAAAAAAAGUUGAGUAGUUUUGAGGGGUCAUUUGGUGGCCAUGGAUUCAACAUGCCCUUCUGAGAGCAUUUAUAACCUCAUACCCAGUGACUGGAAGGAGCCUCCCCAGCCUCCUAGGUAUAUAUCAAUUUUUAAGACAGCUAUAAAGGAGGACAUGCAAAAAUCUAAAACUGCAAUGAAAACUAUGGGACCACCAAAAGUUGAAGUUCCUUCUCCAAAGGAUUUCCUGAAGAAACAUUCAAAGGAAAAAACUCUACCACCCAAAAAAAAGUUUGAUCGGACUGAGCCCAAAAAGCCUCCUGUGCCAUUGAGGACUGAUCACCCAGUCAUGGGAGUACAGAGUGAAAAAAAUUUUGUCAGUUCAAAUGCAGCAGAUGUCAUUAUGGGAGUGGCUAAAAAGCCUAAGCCAAUUUAUGUUGACAAAAGAACUGGAGACAAGCAUGAUCUUGAAACUUCUGGACUAGUUCCAAAGUACAUCAAUAAAAAGGAUUAUGGUGUCACACCUGAAUAUAUAUGUAAGCGAAAUGAGGAAAUAAAAAAUGCCCAGGAAGAAUAUGAUAACUACAUCCAGGAAAACCUCAGGAAAGCAGCUAUGAAAAGGCUCUCUGAUGAAGAAAGGGAAGCGGUGCUGGAGGGGCUGAAAAAGAACUGGGAAGAGGUGCAUAAGGAGUUCCAGUCCCUCUCGGUCUUUGAUUCCAUGCCAAAGAAAACCCGCAAGCAGAAGCUGGAAGAAAAAAUGAAGCAACUGGAACAUGACAUUGGUGUUAUAGAAAAGCACAAAAUUAUUUAUAUUGCCAAUAAAUAAUAAUGUAAUUUUAAUAUAGGAAAAAACAUGGAAAACCUACAAAUGAAACUAAGUCUUUCAAGGGUAAAAUACUAUGAAAAGAAUAAAAAUAGUCUUCACCAAGUGCUUAAGCAAUGUUCAAAGAAUAAUUGGAUUUUUUCCUUACACAAGAUAAUUUUCUUUUACCAAUUUAAGGUUUUUCACAUAUGCACUAAUUAAACAAUGAUGUUAUCUGUUACAGUUCUAGAGUGUAUUAUUAUUAUGUACUUGUUUCACAUAAACAUUAAUUUCUGAGCCCGGAAAAAUAAAGUCAGUACAUAGUAUUCACAUUUUUUCUAUACUCCAUGAUUCAAGGAACACAACAUUAAAAACUGUUGAGUAUUUUGAAUAGAAAUAGUCGCAUAUGUCUUCUUUACUACACUAAAGUAUUUUCAGAGCUCCACAAACUUAACAACAUAUAUUCUCUGGUAACUCUGUCAUUUUCAGCUAUUUCCCACUAUACAUAUUUUCAAUAUCCACAAUGUUAUUUAUGCUGGAAGGCUUCUAUUUGGAGGAAGAACUAUUAAGAAGGUAGCAUAAAAUCAAGGAAACAACUUAUAAAAUGCAUGAUUAAAAAGAAAAGCCUCCUUCCUGGCAUCAAACUUUAAAAAACUUUGCUACUUAUGUAUUUCAUUAAAAUAGGAUGCUACUUUUUCUUUUUGGUUCUUCCAGUCUAUGAACAUGGGAUAUAUUUGUCAUCUUUAAUUUUUUCAUCAAUGUUUUGCAGUUUUCAUUGUACAAAUCUUUCACCUCCUUGGUUAAGUUAAUUUCUAAGUACAUUUGAUGCUGUUUUAAGUAGAAUUGUUUGUGAUUUUUCUUUUCAGAUUGUUCAUUGUUACUGCACAAGAAUUGCAACUGCUUUUUGUGCAUUGACUUUGUAUCCUGUUACUUUGCUGAAUUCAUGUAUUAGUUCUAACAGAUAUCUUUGUGUGUGUGUGUGUGGAAUCUUUAAGGGUUUUCUACAUAUAAGUUUAUACAAUUUGCAGGCAGCUAAUUUUACAUCUCCCUUUCUCAUUUGGAUGCAUUUUAUUUAUUUUUCUUGACUAAUUAAUCUGGCUAGAAUUUCCAGUACUAUGUUGAAUAGAAGUGAUAAAAGUAGGCAUUCUUGUCAUUCCUGAAAGAGCUGUCAGCCUUUCACCAUUUAGUAUAAUGUUUGCUGUGGGGUUUUAAUGUAUGGAUUUUAUUAUGUUGAGAUAAUUUCUUUCUAUUCAUAGUUGUGUGUGUGUGUGUGUGUGUGUGUGUGUGUGUUUUAAUCAUGAAAGGUACUGUAAACAUCAGUUUGAAACUAAGAAAUAUCUUUCACCUGAACGAUCAAUGCAUUCUCUCCUAGUUAUCAAGCUAUCAAGUUAUGUGGGAAGACAAAUAAUGACCAAAAGGGUACCUUAGCUAGAACAGAGUCAAAAAAAAAAAAAGAAAUUUAGUUUGUAAAAAUUUGUUCAGCUAACAGAUCUCAUUCAUUGUCAUUCAACAAAUACUGUCUAUUACUUGCUAGGAACUAUUGUGAUUGCUGGACAGAAAAGUGAAAUAGCUAUGUUGGAAGACAGAAAUAAUCACACAAAUUCAUUUAUAAUUAUAAGUUGAAAUUAGUAAUUUGAAAGAAAAAAUAAAAAGUUAUAUAGGAGAAGAUCAAGGAAUUAUUUAAUUAGAUUUUAUAGUUAAGGAGAUGCUUUUCUGAGGAUGCCUUUAUGAGAUCUGACAUUUAAAAACAUACUAGAGAAUUAGCAGAAGUUGGGAGAGAUGAGGAAAUAAGGGUUGCGGAGGGAAAAGAAUUCCAAGCAAAAAGAAUAAAAUAUCUGAAGGAUCUCAGGCUGGAAACCCUCAAUCCAUAGGGGAAAGGCAGAUAUUGGGGCUGGAUUGGGUUUAGAGAAGGGAAAAGCUACAAGCUGAAGCUGAAGAGGGAAGCAAGGGGCCAUUGAGGUGUUUUAAGCAGGGUGCAACUGAUAUUUUUAAAUGCUUAUUUGUCACAUAGAUUGUAGUGAAAGAAUGAAUGCAUGGGGGAGACUAUCAUAAUCUUCCAGGUGAAAAAAGUGAUUGGCAUAGACCAAGGCUGUGGUAGUUAAGACACAGAGUAGCUGUUGGCUUCAUGAAAUAUUUAAGAAGUAAAAAUGUAAUUGGGUGAUAGAUUGAAAGGAGAAGAAGGGAGAGGUUUCAAGGAUGACAACCAAAUUUCUAAUUUGAGCAACUUGGCAGUGGAGUUGCCAUUUUCCGAGUUGGAGAAACUUAAAGGAGGAGCAGAUUGGAAAAGGUUACCGUGAAGAGCAAGAACACAAUUUUAGACAUGUAUGUAUGUCAAUCUUGUGGCAUAUAAUUGGAAAUUUAGAUCAAAUAGAUACAUGAUGAUAGAAGAUGAUAGAUAGAUAGAUAGAUAGAUAGAUGAUAGAUAAUAGGUUAUGGAUGAUAAAUAUUUCAGUCAGAAAAGAGAUCUGGGGUAGGUCAAUGAAUGUGGGAUUUCAACAGCGUGAAUGAGAUCACCUUGAGACUUGUAUUGAGUGAGAAGACAAUGAAUGAGGUCUCACCAAAUCUUUCAUUUAGAAGUCAGAUGGGAGAGCAGGAAGGAGUAAGUAGAUGGAGGAGUGCCCUGAGAGGUCAGAAGAAAACCAGGAAGCCAAGAAAAUUCAAGAAGGGAGUACCUUUCCUCUGAGGUAGAACCUUGACCAUUAGAAUGAACUUCUCAACACUUUGGCUGAACCUUCGUCUCCCCUGCUCUGAGCUGGCUACAGAUCAACUUCUACAUUGACUCCCCUGCUCCUGUUUUUAUUUCCAGUCCAAACUCUUCUGCUGAAAUUCUUUUUAUCUUUCUCAAUACAUUGUUGUCACUGGCCAAUGUCACAACAUUAGCAUGUGAUUUAAUGUGUCUAUUAAUACAACCCACAUGAACACAAUUUGACCACCAAAGUGAAAGAAGCUUUUCAACAGCUCAAGAAAAAAUUUCAGCAGUUAAGGAGGCCAAUGCUGAUUAAUAUCAUAAUUAACUCUUAAGCAAGUAAUUUAAUUUGAUUUUCAAGUUCUUAGUAACCUGCAGAACGUGGUUUAUUCAGAAACACUGGUUACUACAAAUAGACAAUCAUAGAUAAGGGACAAAAAAAUAAAAUCACUUUCCUGGAGGGUUUGUUUCUUUCUGCCGAAAGGUGCAAUAGUGAAAAAAAUCAGUGGAUUUGACUCUGACAGUAAGUUAUGUGAUCUUUGGGACAUCACUUAAUGUCCUUCAACCUUAGUUUCAUCUGUUAAAAAAAAACUGACCUAGAUUUUGUUCAACCCUCCUUUAAGUUCUAAUGAUGUAGCACUAUAAAACUAUAUGACUAUUUUCAACUUAGUUCAAGCAAAAGUUUGGUCUUCUAACUGAUCAGAAUGCAGAUAAGUGAUAGAGUAGAGGAUCUAGAGCCAAAGAUUUGUACCAACCCUCAUCAGCCCAACCCACCAUUUGACAUACUGGAAAGAAUGUUAA